AUGGCGAUGGACGAUUGCGAUAUUGAUGUAUUUGGGCCACGUAUCGAGGGGGGCGCGGCAUUGCUAGCUAAUCGCGAGCUAGCCGUGGCACUGCGAGCUGAUGGGGACGAAGCCGAAGAGGAAAAUCGGGCAUUGGAUUGUGUGGAGACCGUGCGAGCCAAACCGAACGAGUUCUGGCGCUUCAUGCUGCGCAUGAGCCUCGGCGCUGUGAUGCAUCCGUAUGAGUAUGCCAAGAUAUUGAUGCAGCUGGGCUUCGAGCCGAUGCCCGCCGUCAUCUCGACCAACUGGCUGGGGCGUACCACCCUAUUUUUGCCCAGCGCGAAUCACUACUUGCGCUACAUACGACAAAUCGAUGGAGUCCCUGGCCUGUACCGGGGCCUCAUUGCCCGGGUCAUGGGCAGCACCGUCUACGCUGCGUUCUCGGGAAGCCUGGUCAACUUGCUCGGCUGGAGGCACCUGGAAACGCAGACUCAUCCCUUUCGCAACUAUCUCUGCAAUAUGCUGCGCGACGCACUCAUCCUUACAACCGGACUGGCCAUCUCGCAUCCGUUCUACGUCAUCUCGGUGCGCCAGAUGGCUCAGUUUGUGGGCCGCGAGGUGAUCUACUCGAGCCUGAAGGGCAGCGUCGAGGAGAUCCUACAGCAGGCUGGACCGCUCGGCUUGUAUGUGGGCUUUGUGCCGCGCCUCCUCAGCGAUCUGGGCGUCCUCUUCUGUACGAGCACCCUGAGUGCCCUUUGCGCUCGCUUCGGGCUGUUCAACUCCAGGCGCAGGGAGUACAACUCGGUGCUGAUUCAGUUCGGGGCCGUCAUGCUGUUCUAUCCGCUUCAGGUAGUGGGCGCCUGCAUGGCCUGCUCUGGCUCAGCUGUGGCAGCGGGCGCACCACCCUAUAUGCCCGUGUAUGGUCAGUGGGUCGACUGCCUCUCGGAUCUGGUAGUACGCGGAGAUCAUUAUCGUGGCGCCUUCAUGUUUCGCCGCGUCCUCUCCAAGGUGCAAGUGCAACGCUCCCGCGAUCCAUUCACAGUUUCCCGCCUGAUGUAGUCGACAAAAUGGAGAAGAAU
This is a messenger RNA of Drosophila navojoa, 1058 nucleotides long. RefSeq names its product mitochondrial carrier homolog 2. The record is from RefSeq and is a predicted model, not a curated record. NCBI's taxonomy places the organism in Eukaryota, Metazoa, Arthropoda, Insecta, Diptera, Drosophilidae.